This is a messenger RNA of Alternaria postmessia, 3186 nucleotides long. RefSeq lists its product as uncharacterized. The transcript is spliced from 6 exons. The record is from RefSeq and is a predicted model, not a curated record. NCBI's taxonomy places the organism in Eukaryota, Fungi, Ascomycota, Dothideomycetes, Pleosporales, Pleosporaceae. Bases 1 to 3186 code for a protein of 1061 amino acids.
AUGGGGUUUACGUGGACUACGAAGACGACUUUCGCAGUAUCAACAUCCUCAAUUCCGAUUGAGCAGCAAGCGACAACACUGAACCUUGGCUACAUGCAAUCAACCUACGGUAUUGUCUCUUUGAAUGAGACGCUUCCGCAGUACAUGGAUCGCAACUACACAUUGGCACCAUUCCGACCAUCUACUAACUUACACACUAUUGGUGAAGCGAGUGGUAUAUGGACCGCUCCGACGACCAAAUACUCUCUCGACCUUUAUUGUGAGGAUGUGUCACACAAGGCCGAUAACAGCACGACGAUCUCUUACGCCAGUAAUAGCGGCUGUAAUUUCACUAUUGGUUUGACUGGUAACGUGACGAAGGGCAACGUCCCUGGUUACGAAGGGGAAGCUUAUGCCAACAAAGAUUACGCCCGUCCAGAAGAUUCUCCAGAAGACGUCACUGCAGUAUUCUGUAAACCUCUCUAUUACCAACAAACAGUUAUGGCGACAGUGGACAUGACUACAAAAAUGCCACUGAAUGUGGAACCUUUGGCUGAUAAAGAACCAUUGCCAUGGCACGUUUUCAACACUACAAUGUUCGAGACUCUGUUGAACGCUGCCUCGUUGGGUCAGGAAGUCCGUGGUGACAUACUCCCCGCAAAGUCACUGCCCAGGUAUAUAGAAACCAUUGCUCGGGCUAGGCACGGACAGUUGAGUCUCAGCAGCGGCAGCCCUGGAAGCGUUGUUCAACCUAUGGUUGGUCUAGCUAUAGGUGCUGGUACUGAUACGCUGGAGAGUUACCUAGAAUGGAAGGGUCUUAGCAAAGCUUACGCGGAAGCUUAUCGGGUAUUGUUUGCCCGCGCAAUGGUCGAUGUUCUUGGAGACAACUUCUCAACCUACGAUUCAACUCCCGGUCAGCAACGAGUCACCAGUGAGGCAGUCGUACUGGAACCGGUCUUCGUAUACAUCGUGGAGGGCCUACUAGGACUGAUUUCGAUUGCCACGAUUGCUCUGCUUGUACUGUCUUUCAUGCGAAAGAGAUCGCUUCGGACGAACAUGGGCACUAUCGCCAGUGUCAUGUCUAUUGUCGCAGAUAACGAGCCGCUACUCUCGGAUUUUGCCGACUUAGACUGCUGCCCCGUUGAAGACAUGGAACAGAUCAUCGGAGAGAAAAGAUACAAGUUAAUCAACGAGGAUUCACAGAUUUCAAUUAUAGAGAUCGACGAUCGCAUCGACUUUGGUGCUGGACCCCAGCUACUGGCUUCUAGGCAACGCCGCGACACACCAACAAACAUCGCAAAGCCAGUCCGACCGAAGGAGUUCAGUCUAUGGGUCGCGAUUCCCUUCAUAAAUCUCUUCAUCAUCCUCGCAGUAGUACUUGGUGUAAUCUUUGCGAAGGCGCGAGCUAACGGUCUUCCGUUGCCUUCCUCUAACACAAUAGUCCAAAACAUACUUGAAAACUACAUACCGACAGCUUUUGCCACUCUUAUUGAACCAAUGUGGGUUUUGAUCAAUAGACUUCUUUGCAUGUUGAAACCUCUAGAAGAGCUUCAGGGUUGCAAGGCCAAAGCAAAGAAGUCUAUUGAUCUAGACUACAGUUCUCUACCUCCACAACUCGUCAUAUUCAAGGCUAUCAAGUCCAAGCAUUUUAUUCUCGCUGCUGUCUGUGGCAUGGCGCUACUGUCCAACGUGCUCGCGGUCGCUUUUUCCGGUAUCUUCAAUCAAAGCUCAACUGAAGUACGACAGCCCCAGGCUAUGACCUCGAAGUUGGAUCUCAAGUUCGUAAACAUCAAUGGAAGUGUGGGUCCUGAAAGCUACCUGCAAUUUGGUUCCCAUGAAUCAUCUGGUGCAUACGAAGGAGGGGACGGAGAAGACCAGUUUCUGAUCGCGGAGUCGAACUACACGAGAGGCACACCAUUACCAGCAUGGACAGACGAUCGGCUUUUCUAUCAACCUUUCUCUUGGACCAACGAAAGUGGGAAAAGCGUCAACAACUCAGAUAUUCCCCACGUGGAAGCAACAACUAAAGCUUUUGGCGCCAAACUCGACUGUGAACAGCUAGAGCUUGGCAAAGAUUCUCACGCAAGAAUUGAAGUCGGUAGUUCUAUACGUGCGUCCGUCAACGUUACAGUACCCACUAAAGACGGCGAUGUUCGGUGUAGCAGCCAAAGCCUCGAGCUGAGGCCAGGACCUAUAAGUGCGAUACCCACGUGUCUUACAGGCCCCAGUGCUGCAGAGCUUGUUUCGAUUCUCGAGCCCCGUAUCAAUGCAACACAACGUGAGAAAGAUGCUUGUAUGGGCACCGUUGUCAUGGGCUGGUUGCGCGAACCGCAGGGUUUAUGCCCUCUUGGUAGAAAUCUGACUAUUACCAAGAGCAACUCGAUGUUCGUUCGAUGCCGUCCAAGACUGCAAAUGGGUACUGCAACGAUUCGAGUUGAUGGAGCUGGUCGCUUGGUACGAACAGUGCAGAACGUCACCGUGACAGAGGUCGGCACAUCGAAUGAUACACUUCAGGAGAUUUUUACCAACGAGCCCAUCAACCUGAUAGGUCAAUCGAACAAAUACCUGUUCAAAUACAACGCGAACGGUUGGCACAAUGACAGCUUCGCCGACGACUUCAUGAAUUAUUUCGUCAAGAGAGGCAGCAAUAGCAGUCGCCUGGUAGACCCAUCUCUACCUCCGCCGACCUUCAAAGAUAUCUCGAAGCCGCUGGGCGAUGCUUAUUCAAGGCUUUUCGCCAUCUGGCUUGGUACAAACAAGGACCUGCUGCUUGUAAAACCCGAUACGCCAGCACCCAUCCUACAAGCAUGGAAGAUCGAACAGAAACAGCACAUUUUUGUAUCGAUGCCUAUGUUCAUAAUUGCAGAGGCUAUCCUCUGCAUUUACGCUGUGGCUGCCCUAUCUGUCUAUCUGCACCGGCCGGGCCAGUAUCUUGCGCGAUUGCCCAUCUCGAUAGCUUCUAUGAUUGCCCUGUUUGCUGCUAGCUCUGCUGUACAGGACUUGCAAGGCACAUCACAUCUCGACAAGAAGGGCCGUGCCCAACAUCUCGAGGCUAUCGACUCGAGGUACGGAUAUGGAAGCUUCGUUGGUGCGGGCGAUGGCCGUGUCCACAUCGGCAUUGAGAAGACUCCAUUUGUGCGAGUGAGGUCUAAGACGACCUGGUUAAAGAAAAAGGUGGGAUAUUGGCGAAAGGGAUCGACUAGUUGA